GGUUCAGUGCCACUUGCCAGUUGCCAGUUCACACUUCACGGUUGCCACUUGCCACUCGUCUCGAGACCCGCCAUCACCAGUCAGUCGCUCAUUUCUCAGCUGUUUCAGUCACGCAGUGUAAAAAUACAGCUGGGGAUCAGUUUUAAUUCAAAAUUUUUUUUCUAUUCUCUUCCGAUUUCAUUUUUUGAGGAUCUGCCAACAAAUUACCAAGUUACAAAAUGAGCACCUACUUCAAUUAUCCACCUAUCGCCCUCCAAGAGGAGCUGAAAAAAAUCGCUUCCACAAUCGUCGCACCUGGAAAGGGUAUCCUCGCUGCCGACGAGUCGAUCGGUACGAUUGGAAAACGUUUCCAAGAGAUCGGCCUGGACAAUACCGAGGACAACAGGAGACUGUACAGGCAGCUCCUUUUCACUUCAGACAUUUCCCUGGCCGACAAUAUUUCCGGUGUUAUACUCUUCCAUGAGACCCUAUACCAGAAAACGGACGACGGUACCCCCUUUGUUGAUAUUCUUAAGCAAAGAGGUAUCGUCCCUGGCAUCAAAGUCGACAAGGGUGUAGUACCUCUCUAUGGUUCGGAGGAUGAAUGCACAACUCAAGGUCUUGAUGACCUUGCUGAAAGGUGCGCCAUGUACAAGAAAGAUGGUUGUCACUUUGCCAAGUGGAGGUGUGUCUUGAAAAUUUCCAAAAACACUCCUUCAUACCAAGCGAUUAUGGAAAACGCGAAUGUGCUCGCCCGCUAUGCUUCAAUAUGUCAGGCCAACAGGCUCGUCCCGAUCGUCGAGCCUGAAGUUCUUCCGGACGGAACGCACGAUCUUGAAAGAGCGCAGAAAGUAACGGAAACAGUUUUGGCCGCUGUCUACAAAGCGCUGAACGACCACCAUGUUUUCCUUGAGGGAACUCUACUCAAGCCGAACAUGGUCACCGCUGGAAUGCAGUGCCAAGUAAAAUACAGCCCAGACGAAAUUGCACUAGCGACCGUCACAGCUUUCCACAGGACUGUACCGUCAGCCGUCGCAGGAAUAACUUUCCUUUCAGGUGGCCAAUCCGAGGAGGACGCUUCUGUCAAUUUGGACGCCAUUAACAAAUGUCCAGGAAAGAAGCCGUGGCCGUUGACCUUUUCGUACGGAAGGGCCCUCCAGGCAUCCGUCAUUCGCACCUGGAAGGGAAAAAGCGAAAACGUACAAGCGGCGCAACAAGAACUCCUCAAGAGAGCCAAGGCUAACGGGCUUGCCAGCCAGGGCAAGUACUCUGCUGGAACUGUUAAAGGAUCUGCAGCCAAAUCUGAUCUUUUUGUCAAAAACCAUGCUUAUUAAAUCAUGUUACGCAAGAUAAAAAAGUGCCAUUAAUUGUUUUGAAAAGACUGCAAAAAGAUUUUCUGAUUAAAAAACUCAUUCCUUUGAACUGUGCAUUAAAUGUUUUCUGAAAUUCUUUACAAA
Molecule: messenger RNA, 1436 nt
Organism: Cimex lectularius (bed bug)
Lineage: Eukaryota; Metazoa; Arthropoda; Insecta; Hemiptera; Cimicidae
Gene: Ald1
Product: fructose-bisphosphate aldolase
Exons: 5
Coding region: 219-1313 (364 amino acids)
Biological process (GO): glycolytic process; fructose 1,6-bisphosphate metabolic process
Cellular component (GO): cytosol
Molecular function (GO): fructose-bisphosphate aldolase activity
Source: RefSeq, a predicted model, not a curated record